This is a messenger RNA of Spirometra erinaceieuropaei, 297 nucleotides long. Lineage: Eukaryota; Metazoa; Platyhelminthes; Cestoda; Diphyllobothriidea; Diphyllobothriidae. The record is from the annotation of a GenBank genome assembly.
AUGAGAAGACCUCGCUCGAGACCGACCGACCUGGAGGAGGGCAGUGAAGUCGUGCGGAGUGAUAUACGGGGCAAACCGCAUCGCCGCCGCGAAAGCCAAACGAGAAGCCCGCAAAUCCCACCUGCGCCCACCUCGCAACGCCAACGCCCAACCGCCUCCAACAUGUUCACGAUGUCAACGGACAUUCCAGGCGCCACUUGGACUCGUUGGCCACCUUCAGACCAACUGCAGCACUCGAACUGCACCAACCGUCGUCUCUCCGUCCAUCUCUCCCUAGCCGUCUACCCCGACAAUUGA